CGCGGCGGGUUCAACUUCGACAACGUUCAGAGGAACGCGAUGCUUCAGAGCGCCGGCUUGAGCUUCAAGGCUGCGAUGAAGACGGGGACUACGAUCAGCGGCGUCGUCUUCAAGGGCGGCGUCGUGCUCGGCGCGGACACGCGAUCGACGAACGGCGAGACCGUCGCGGAUAAGAACUGCGAGAAGAUCCACUACAUCGCGCCGAACAUCUACUGCUGCGGCGCGGGGACCGCCGCGGACACGGAGGCUGUCACCGGCAUGAUCGCGAGCAACCUCGAGCUGCAUCGGAUGGCGACGAAGCGAAGCUCUCGCGUCGUCACCGCGUUGACGAUGUUGAAGACGCACCUCUUCAAAUACCAAGGGCACGUCGGCGCGGCGUGCGUCCUCGGCGGGCACGACAAGAACGGGCCGCACCUCUUCUGCGUGUACCCGCACGGCUCGUCCGACGCGCUGCCGUUCGCGACGAUGGGCUCCGGGUCGCUCGCGGCGAUGGCGGUGUUCGAGGCGGACUUCAAAGAGGACAUGGCGGAGGAGGAGGCGAAGGAGCUCGUCGCGCGGUCGAUCCGCGCGGGGAUCUUCAACGACCUCGGGUCCGGGUCGAACGUGGACCUGUGCGUCAUCACCGCCGACGGCGUCAAGUAUCUCCGCAAUCACGAGACGCCCAACGAGCGGACGUACGCGCGGAGUAAAGGGUACGAGUUCCCGCCGGGGACGACGCCGCUGAACCGACGGAACUUCACGACGGCGACGAGCGCGACGCUGCCGCUGAACGAGACGGUGGACAUCUUCGUGGGGACUCCGGAGGACGUGACGAACGGCACGGCGCAGCCGGAGUCGAGCGUUGGGGCGGUGCCUAUGGAGGCGUGAGAUGGGCGUGAGAAGGGAGUUUGAAUCGGGUUUGAAUCUGAAUCUGACGAACGAACGCC
Messenger RNA from Micromonas pusilla CCMP1545, 926 nucleotides. RefSeq lists its product as uncharacterized. The transcript is spliced from 3 exons. Gene Ontology annotation, molecular function: threonine-type endopeptidase activity. Gene Ontology annotation, cellular component: proteasome core complex. NCBI's taxonomy places the organism in Eukaryota, Viridiplantae, Chlorophyta, Mamiellophyceae, Mamiellales, Mamiellaceae. The record is from RefSeq and is a predicted model, not a curated record. Bases 40 to 867 code for a protein of 275 amino acids.